AAUGGGAAACUGUAUUAUCUAUAAGCAUUGUCAAAUUUUGUAAUAUAAGUUGUUUACACGUCUUCAAUUGUCAAUGUCAUUAUCGUAUGUAAAUAGAAAAUUCACAAACAUAUUUUGCAUUUCAAAACGUAAUUAAAAUGGGGUAAAAUUAAUUAAAGUGCAAAUAACUUGUAGUUUAUUUAUAACCUUAAAUGCGUGCAAUAUGUCUAAUGUACAAAAAUUAAAAUAUUCCUUAGUAGAAAAUGAAAUAGAUGAGACUGAAACUGUAGAUUUCGAACCAAUGAAACGAAAAUUCUGUUCGCCGACCUGUGUUAAAGCAUCAAUAUUUACCUCAAUACUUAUAGGGGCCUAUUACAUCCCAUCCAUAGGUUUAACAUUUUAUCAACGAUGGUUCCUACAGACCUUUCAAUUUCCCUUAAUAACAGUUAUAGUACAUAUGUCAGUGAAGUUUUUGCUAUCUGUAUUAAUAAGGUUUAUUUUGGUGAGGCAAACAAAGAGGGAGAAUGCUGUUAUGGAAUGGAAAGAUCAUUUAUUACAAGUUGCCCCCACUGGCUUUUUUAGUGGGAUAGAUAUAGGAUUUUCUAAUUGGGGCCUUGAGCUCAUAACUAUAUCUCUGUACACAAUGACCAAAUCCACCACAAUAGUGUUCAUACUAUUUUUCUCUAUUUUAUUUAAAUUGGAAAAAAUGACAUGGUCAUUAUGCGGAAUUGUUGGAAUGAUUACAACAGGAUUGUUAUUGUUUACCUACAAAGCAACGCAAUUUAAUUUACUGGGAUUUUUGUUGUUGCUAUUGGCAUCAAUAUCCAGUGGCUUAAGGUGGACUUGCGUGCAGAUAUUGCUGCAGAAGUCCAAAUUGGGCAUGAAAAAUCCAGUUGAUAUGAUUUAUAAUAUGCAACCGUGGAUGAUUUUAUCUGUUCUGCCAUUUGCACUAUGGAUAGAAGGACCUAUAGUAGUUGAAAGCUUGAAUUCAAAAUUUGACUAUGCAGUUUUUGUGACAUUUAUUAUGAGAAUAUUGUUUGGUGCUUUUAUAGCCUUUUUUAUGGAAUUCAGUGAAGUGACUCUUGUAACAUAUACCUCAAGUUUAACAUUAUCUAUAGCUGGUAUUUUUAAGGAAGCAUUUAUUCUAGUCUUGGGCGUCAAAGUAAACGGCGACAUAAUGACCCCAAUCAACACAUUAGGACUGUUGGUGUGCCUUGGCGGCAUAGCCACCCAUGUGAUCCACAAGCUUCGAACGUCUACCGCUCGGCAGCACAGUCGGUUCGAGUUUGAGAAUGAUCGGCUCGAGCUGAACGAUAAACUAAUUUACGAGGAAGCGCUAAAAACCGACACGGACAGUGACGGCGAAAAGAGCGACUCUCAGGUUUUGUUCGACAUUUUAAAUAGACACGACAGGUGAUUUAAGUUAUAAAAGAGUAUUCAAGUCAAUUUGUUGGUAUUCAAGCCUCAAUUCGAUUAUUAUAUAUUGGAAUGGUUACUGCAUCAUUUAUAAUGUGUGAUAGAUUUUUAUAACCAUAGCACUAAGGUUACGAUGAUUUGUGUUUAAAAAACGCAUUUAUUUUUUACCUACUUUUAGAAUACCGUAUUUGGUCCAUUACAAAUAAAAUUUUCAAGCGUUAAUUUUAAGACUACUUUUAUUAACAUUCCUAUUUGACUUUUUU
Molecule: messenger RNA, 1658 nt
Organism: Brassicogethes aeneus
Lineage: Eukaryota; Metazoa; Arthropoda; Insecta; Coleoptera; Nitidulidae
Source: the annotation of a GenBank genome assembly